Messenger RNA from Penicillium bovifimosum, 804 nucleotides. RefSeq names its product EI24 domain-containing protein. Gene Ontology annotation, cellular component: lipid droplet; prospore membrane; ascospore wall. The record is from RefSeq and is a predicted model, not a curated record. Lineage: Eukaryota; Fungi; Ascomycota; Eurotiomycetes; Eurotiales; Aspergillaceae. The transcript has 3 exons. The coding region runs from base 1 to 804 and encodes 267 amino acids.
AUGUCGCGACCUUGGGACCCCAGCCGAGCAGCUUGGCUGUAUCCUCUCCGGGGUAUCUUAUACUUUGCAUCGAAUCGGUUCCUAUGGCCUCUCUUUAAGGCCCGCCUUCUCCCCAUUGUCCUCCUUUCAACUUUCAUAUACUUCAUUCUCUUCUUCUUCGCCUACCUGCCGCAGGUGGCCUUUCUUGCUAUCUUCCAGGGUAGCUCAGCAUGGGUCAGUGGCGCAUUUCUGGUGCUCGGUGAAGGUGCAGCGAUUGUCGCCGCACUAUUCGAAGCCUUCUUUGUUGACGAGACACUGGUGGAUAUUUUUGAUGCGGUGUUGGUCAACGAGGGCCAGGAGGAGCUCGUUACCACCUCUCGAGUUAUCUAUCCCGAGCCGGGCGAUCCAGCUAAGCGUCUCGGCACGCCGACCACUAGUGCCGUCUAUUCCCCCCUCUCGUUCCGACAGAUCGCCGAAUUUAUUAUUCUACUUCCGCUCAUCUUCAUUCCUGUGGCUGGCACUCCAAUGUUCUUGAUUCUGACUGGAUAUCGUGCCGGUCCGUUCCAUCAUUGGCGUUACUUCCACUUACUUGACAUGACCAAGAAGCAGAGAAAGGAAAGUAUCAGUCGGCGCCAAUUGCAAUACACUACCUUUGGAACGGUGGCUCUGUUACUCCAAUUGGUCCCUCCUUUCUCCAUGCUGUUCUUGAUGACCACGGCUGCCGGCUCGGCGCUUUGGGUGACAGACCUCGAACGUAAGCGACGAGCUGCCAAUCAUGAGUCCAGUCUGUUAGGUGAGCAGUACCGUGAUGAAAUUAUGCCAUGA